AUGUAUGCAUUUUUUUAUUUUAUCGUGUUAGAGUUUGUUGUUUAUAAAUUCGAAUGUUACAAUAGAGUACGGGAGUUAAGUGCGAACAAUUUGAACGUCAAUGAAUUAGAAAACAAUGUGAAGAAUAUCAUAAAACCAAUAAAAAAAUUGUCUGAUAUAUUUCCAAACCACGAUAUUGAAGUGCAAUUUGACAUAGAGCAGACACAAUAUCAUCCUACUGGACAAGCCGGCAGUCUUAAAUCACACAAAGAAGUCCGACUAAAUAAUUCAGUGUUCCUUAAUAACUUAGCCAGGCCAUCUGCUUUUGGAAGGCUGGGCUUCACAACCAAAAAAUAUCGUCCAACGUCGCCCUACUCUUACAGACCAGAAAAAGGAGUUAUUUACAAGGAUUUACCAAUAAGGAGAUCAAACGAUCUUACAUCCACUUUAGCCGCUACUACUAUUGAAGCGACCCUAAAAACUAUAGAUUCUGACAAAGAAAUUGUUUAUGUGAAAGAUUUGAAAAUGGCUCUUGAAAAUUUGGAAAAGAAACUGCUUAGACUCAAAGAUGAAAAAAAUUGUAAUCAGCAAGAACCAAGAAAUUUAUUGCCACUUUCUCCAAAAAUUAGUGUUGACAAUACAACUUUAAACAAUAUUCUAAAUACUUUAGAAAAACAUGGAUUGCAAAAAUAUACAUCUAAGCCAAGCGACGAAGAUCUUAGUUGGUUAAAAAUUAAGUUUCCAGUUUGAGAAUCUAAUAAAGCAAUUAGUACUUAUUUAACGAAUAUACCUUG
Messenger RNA from Pararge aegeria (speckled wood butterfly), 773 nucleotides. RefSeq lists its product as uncharacterized. The transcript is spliced from 9 exons. NCBI's taxonomy places the organism in Eukaryota, Metazoa, Arthropoda, Insecta, Lepidoptera, Nymphalidae. The record is from RefSeq and is a predicted model, not a curated record. Bases 1 to 729 code for a protein of 242 amino acids.